AUGCCAUCAUCCACACAAGACUCACAGAACCUUCUGAGGAAGUCCUUGUCUACACGCUCCAUGCGCAGGGCAAGGAGACCUGCCUCAGACGAUGCGCCACCAACGCCUACUGUCACCACGCAACAUCCGGUCGCCGCUGCCGCUGCAUCGUAUGCAAUGCAAUCCGGCCAAAUUCCAUAUCGAGACCUGAUAGGCCCAUACAAUCAACUCGAUGGUCCGGCAAGCUUUCCUGUCCCCGGACAACAGCCCCGAGCAGGUCAUCACAGCAGCGGCGAGAACCCCUUCAUGGGUCAGCAGUAUCCACUGAUAAGUGAAUUCCUAACGACAUGA
Messenger RNA from Penicillium bovifimosum, 330 nucleotides. RefSeq lists its product as uncharacterized. The coding region runs from base 1 to 330 and encodes 109 amino acids. Lineage: Eukaryota; Fungi; Ascomycota; Eurotiomycetes; Eurotiales; Aspergillaceae. The record is from RefSeq and is a predicted model, not a curated record. The transcript has a single exon.